Molecule: messenger RNA, 1024 nt
Organism: Dromaius novaehollandiae (emu)
Lineage: Eukaryota; Metazoa; Chordata; Aves; Casuariiformes; Dromaiidae
Gene: CIDEC
Product: cell death inducing DFFA like effector c
Exons: 6
Coding region: 53-772 (239 amino acids)
Biological process (GO): apoptotic process; regulation of apoptotic process
Source: RefSeq, a predicted model, not a curated record
UGGUGCAGAGGGUCUGGUGGCUGCUGGAGGCUUGACUGCACUCCUUGCCAAGAUGGAUUACGCCAAGUCCCUCAGUCUGCGCCUAGCUGACCCCAUCUCCAAAUGCGUCUCCGCAAGCGCCUCCAUGACCCAGCAGCUGCUGUCGAGCCCGGCGCCGCGGCCCCGGCCCUACCGCGUCUACAACUGGGACCGCAGCCUGCGCAAGGGCAUCAUGGCGCGGAGCCUUGCCGAGCUGCUGCACCAGGUUCAGAGCGCCCUGUCUGCACCGGGGCCCAUCUCACUGGUCCUGGAUGAGGACGGCACGGCCGUGGAGACGGAGGCUUUCUUCCAGACGCUGGAGGAGGGCACGGUGCUCAUGGCCCUGAGCAAGGGGCAGACGUGGUGUGCCUCCAAGACACCAGGCUACCAGCUGAGCCUGUCCCACAAGCCGCGCCGCAGGAUCGACGUGGCCUGCAUCACCUUCGACCUCUACAAGACCAGCCCCAAGGACCUGGGCUGCCUCAACGUCAAAGCCACCCUCUACGGCACCUACAGCAUGUCCUACGACCUGCGCUGCUGCGGGGCCAAGCGGCUCAUGAAGGAAGCUCUGCGCUGGACGCUCUUCACCAUGCAGGCCACGGGCCACGUGCUGCUGGGCACCUCCUGCUACAUGCAGCAGCUGCUGGAUGCCACGGAGGAGCCCAAGGAGGACCACGCGGAGAGCACCCCGGCCCUGCAGAGCCUCCUGCCCCGCAGCCUCCCGCCCCCGCCCCGCAGGAAGACCCUGCAGUGAGGGCUCGGCCCCGCGGCCCCUCCGCACACCCCAGGGACGCACGUCCCAUCCCUCCUAGGUCAAUGCACGUGGGGGGGCUGCUCACACCCCGUGUGGCACCUGCACUCCUUCCCCCUGUCCCGGCUUGGUGCAACCAGGGCAGUUGGGAUCUGCCUGGAUGACUCUCCCUCGCACGUCGCUGGCUGAAUGUGGCCAGGUCUUCUGUCUGCUACUCUGUAAAUAUAUUUAUUUAAGUAAAGCUCCUGUACUCCA